AUGUGGAACGACGAAGAAGACAAUAACCCCUACGGGACCAGCUUCGACCGCCGAGACUCGCAAACGUCAUCCUCGGUGAACCCUACUUCUCCGACCACCCGCGACAUCAACUCCUACGAAUCUGCCGCAACACCAUCGGGCAGCGACGAUGAGGCGCCUGCGUUUGGCCAGAGCGCUACCAGCGGUGGCCUUGAUACUGCAGACACCACUCAGGAUGAUGCGCCUCCCAAGCGCAAGCCAGGCGGGUAUGCUAGCCGCAUUGAGCAGGUCCUCUAUGAGAAUCCAGACCUGCAAAUCAUCAUAACAGACGCCGGCAAGAGCCUGGAGAGUGGUGGCCGACACAUUGUGUAUACCAUCCGUACCGGGGACCUCGAAGUCCGUCGAAGAUACUCGGAAUUCGCCUCGCUCAGAGACGCGCUCACCCGCUUGCAUCCGACCCUCGUAAUUCCACCGAUCCCCGAGAAGCACACCAUGGCGGACUAUGCGGCCCAUCCUACGAGCGCAAAGCAAGACCAGCAGAUUAUUGAUCUUCGAAAGCGCAUGCUUGCAGUCUUCCUGAAUCGUUGCCGCUGCAUGGAAGCAGUCCGCCACGACGGUGUUUGGCAGAGGUUUCUCGAUCCGAAUGCAAGCUGGAGCGAGGUUUUAAACUCUCAUCCGGUUUCAUCGAUCCCCAAGAAUGUUCUGAAAGCCCCUCCCCUGGAUACAGCCAAUCCUACGGCCGGACAUCUCUAUCUGCCGGUCCCCGCAUCUUCCGCAAAGAUUCGAACCGCGUCAGGCGGAAACGCAGCUUUGAGCUCCUCUGUCAUUCAAGGAGGUGCCAACACUAUUGGCCGAUUCCCCAGCGACACUACAAAUCUCAGCGAGCAGGAGCUUGAUCCAUACUUUACUACAUACGAAGCGUCCAUCAAAGAACUCGAACAGUUGCUGGCAGGGCCAAUGGAAAAGGUCAACCGUCGAACUCUCAGCCACUUAUCGUCUUUAGCCACGGAUCUUUGCGAACUGGGCUCCAGAUACAACGCUUUUGCUCUUUCUGAGCAAGCCCCUUCCCUUGGACCUGCGAUUGAGAAAAUUGGGCAGGCUGCUGAUUCAUCCUACAUUGCUACGGAAGAACUGGCCAGCUCACUCGGGGCCAGCUUCGCCGAGCCUAUGAGAGAAAACGCUCAGUUCGCUGGUGUCGUUAGAAGUGUUGUGAGGUAUCGGGUGCUCAAGCGCGUGCAGCAGGAUCUGACGGAGGAGGAGCUUGAGAAGAAGAGAUCACUGCUCGACCAGCUGGAGCGCAGUGAGUCCGAAGCCCGCCGCAUCGAGCAUUAUCUUUCGAGUAGCCAGCAAUUAUCAUCGCCUCCGAGACGGUCCACUAGCCUCCGAGAACCCCCAACAUACCAGAGACGCGAGGGUAACCAGGAGGACACCGAGUCCAUCGACUCUGAUUUCCCACCAACACACGGCGAUUUCCCACCGAGUACCCCGGAGGCUAGUCAAGGCGUUCCAGAGAGAAGCCCCAGUGCCUCGCACAAGAAGAUGCCCAGCAGCAACUCUAUUACCAACAGAAUCUUCGGUCCGCUUCGCCAUGCUGUGCAAGGCGUGGUUGACGUCGAUCCUGAGCGCACGCGUCGUGACACGAUUGGAAAGACUAGAGAGUCUAUUGGCCAGCUUGAGCAAGCUCAGGUAGUCUCGGAAAAGGAUGUCAAAGAAGCCAGCGCCAGUGUCUUCAAGGAUCUGCGGAGAUUUCAAAACGACAAGGAGGAAGACUUGCGCCGCUACAUGCUCGCCUAUGCCAAGAGUCAGGUUGAGUGGGCCAAGAAGAGCAAGCAACAGUGGGAGGAAGCUCGGGUCGAGGUCGACAAGAUUGAUGAAAGUUGA
Messenger RNA from Akanthomyces muscarius, 1860 nucleotides. RefSeq lists its product as uncharacterized. The transcript has 5 exons. Gene Ontology annotation, molecular function: phosphatidylinositol binding. The record is from RefSeq and is a predicted model, not a curated record. Gene Ontology annotation, biological process: retrograde transport, endosome to Golgi. Lineage: Eukaryota; Fungi; Ascomycota; Sordariomycetes; Hypocreales; Cordycipitaceae. The coding region runs from base 1 to 1860 and encodes 619 amino acids.